AUGAAUCUUUUUUAUGAAAAUUCUAUGAGCUGCAAAUUUUCUGUAAUCAAGAAGUUUAGAAUUGGACAGAAGCAGAUUUUUACAAAGAAACUUAUAAACCUUAUUAUAGCAAGGAAAUUCAUAUCAAAUUUGUCUAAUUGCAAAGAUCUUAAUUUGAUAAAAGAAAGCUACCUCAAUAAAAUUGAUCUCAAAGCUUCACCAUGGCUUAGUGGACCUAUCAAAGAUUUUCUAAAUGAAAGCUUAAAAGAAAUUUUAUACAGCAUUGUUUUGUUAUCAAGAACUGCAGACUCAAUUAUUUUAGCAGCGAUCAACGCAAUCAUGCUUCUAAAUAAAGCUGGAUUUUUAUUUAUAAAUAAAAACUUGAGCAAUCUAAAGAUUCCAAACGCUGAUUUGUCUUAUGGGAUGUUUAUUGACACAAAUUUCGAAUCAUGUAAUCUCUCAGGAGUGAAUUUCUGUAAUGCCCACAUAUAUGGAUCAAAUUUCAAAAACAGCAAUAUGGCUAAAGUAAAGUUUGGAGAGAAAGUUCUUAUGUCAAAUUUUAUCAUAAAUGUUGAAGCUUUAAUCUUUUCACCUUGUGGAAGAUUUCUUGCAGUGGCUGAGGAUAAAACAAUUUAUCUCUAUAAUUCGAAAACAUACCAAAAAUUCAAACAGCUAAUUGAAGAUUUUCCUAUAAGAUCAUUAUUAUUUUCUGAUAAUGGAAAUUAUUUGUUGUCUCGAAAUAGUGAAAUGAAUGCGAUUUUAUGGGACAUAUCAUCGAGUCUUAAAAUUGGCGAAUUUGUAAGAUUAAUUGGCUCUUCUGGCUUUUCGCGUUGCAAUAAUUUUUUAUGCUUUGCUUGUGCUUGUAUUGAUUUCAAUAAUAAAGCAAUAAAGGUUUAUAGCAUAAACACAAGAAAUAUAAUAUGUGAGAUCAGUAGUAUUUCAUUUCAAUUUUGGAUAAAUUUCGUAAUUUUUUCCUAUUCAGGAAAAAAUCUAGUAGUUUUAAGUAGCGGUAAUUCUCUUACUGUAUUGAAUUUAUCUUCCAAAAGAAUGAUAAAUCAAAUAGUUUGCCAAUACCAAAACCCGAUUGUGAUAUCUUAUAAUCGAAAAUACAUUGCUUUUCAUUACGGCAAUAGUAAAUUAUUCGUUUAUAGCACAGAAAAACUAGAAAUAUUGAUUUCUUUUGAAACAAAUCAUUAUCAAUUUGAUCUUUUGGCGUUUUCUCCUUGCGGGAGAUAUAUCGCUUUAUCUUUACAAAAAAAAGCAAUAGAAGUUUUUGAUUUGAAAUUAAAAGAAAAAAUAUACAAAAUAUUUUGUAAUAAAACCUCUAUUGUUAAAUACAUUAAUUUUCAUUCCAACGGAAAGAAUAUAGUUGCUAUAACCUCAGAUAGAAAUUUACAAUCUUGAAAAAUCCCAUUAGAUAUCGAAAUAAGCAAGAAAUACAUUGCAAGAAAGGGAAUGACAAUGGCUUCUUUUUCUUAUGAUUGCCAAUAUUUUGCUGCUGCUGACGAAGAAGGGUGAAUUUUUAUAUUCUUAACAGAAAACAAAAAGCUAUAUAAAGAGUUUCAGGCUCAUAAUAAGGAUAUUUUAUGCAUUUCAUGAUCAAGGGAUGUUUUGGCUUCUUCUAGUAGAGAUCUUAUGAUUAAAAUUUGAGACAUUUACAAUGGGAUUCCUUUAAAAAUUAUUCAUACUAAUUUGCUAUCUAGCUGGAUUGAGUUUUCUUCUGACGGUAAAAAUCUCCUUGCUUGUGGAUUCCCAAAUUUAAUAAAUAUAUGAAAUAUUGAUAAUUGUCAGAUACCUAGAACUUGAAGUCACCAUUGCAAAAAAGUCUCUAUGUCCCAUUGAUCCCGAUGUGGAGAUUUUCUUAUAACUGGCAGUUCUGAUAAAUCAAUUAGCAUUUUAAAUGUUAAUAGUCUUGAAAUAUUGAGUGAGCUAACUGAUCAUCGCCACGAAGUUGAUUUAAUAAGUAUAUCAAUAUGUGGAAAACUUCUAGCUUCUUGCGAUCUAGAUAAAAACGUUAAGAUUUGAUAUUUAGGGGAUUUUAAUCAUAGUUAUCAGGAAAUUAAGGUUACAAAGCAGUUUAAUGUAGGAAACUUGAUAAGCUCAAUUGUGUGGACGCCUGAUGGAAAUCUUAUUUUAGGUGAUGGGGAAGGGAAAAUAUUAGUAUUUAAUUUUUACAUCCAAAAAUCAGUUCAAAGCGUAGAUGCUCAUAAGGGACUUGUUGCUUCUCUAGACUGUUCGAUGAAUGGGAAACUUAUAAUAUCCUCAAGCAAAGACCGGACAGUUAAGAUAUGGAAACUUGAUAGAUAA
Blepharisma stoltei is the source of this 2286-nucleotide messenger RNA. The record is from the annotation of a GenBank genome assembly. Lineage: Eukaryota; Ciliophora; Heterotrichea; Heterotrichida; Blepharismidae.